UAUAAUUACCCUCUAGGGUUUAGUUUUGCGGCCUCCGUGCCCUUUAAAACCACCCUUCUUCGGCAAUAACAAACUCUAUCUCCACCACCGCGUUCUCGUUCUACACUCUACGCGAUCGCUCCGAUUCACAGAGAGAGAUAGAGAAGAGAGAGCGCUAGCCAUGUCUCUGGUAGCGAAUGAGGAAUUCCAGCACAUUUUGCGUGUGCUGAACACAAACGUGGAUGGGAAGCAGAAGAUAAUGUUCGCGCUUACCUCCAUCAAAGGUAUCGGUCGCCGUCUCGCCAACAUUGUCUGCAAGAAAGCUGAUGUAGACAUGAACAAGCGAGCUGGUGAGCUGACGGCUGCUGAGCUUGAUAACCUCAUGGUGAUCGUUGCAAACCCUCGCCAGUUCAAGAUUCCUGACUGGUUUCUGAACAGGAAGAAGGAUUACAAGGAUGGCAAGUAUUCCCAGGUUGUCUCCAAUGCUUUGGACAUGAAGCUCAGAGAUGAUCUUGAGCGUUUGAAGAAGAUCAGGAACCACCGUGGUCUGCGACAUUACUGGGGUCUUCGAGUGCGUGGACAGCACACAAAGACAACUGGCCGCCGUGGGAAGACUGUUGGUGUCUCAAAGAAGCGCUGAGUUUGUUUCUUUCUUUUGGGGAUGUCAUGUUUUUGUUGCGAAUUCUAUUUUGCCCUUUUUUAUGUUUGUAGUUUUUUGGUGGAUUUAUGCAACACUGUCUAGCCGGCUUUCAUACAUACCUCUAUUGAGGCUGUUUGAUCUUGAGAUUUUGCCAUGUUACUGCAUUAAUCAUUUAUAUAGUAGUUGAAGGUCACAAUGACUUAGCCUUCUUAAUUUUA
Molecule: messenger RNA, 837 nt
Organism: Carya illinoinensis
Lineage: Eukaryota; Viridiplantae; Streptophyta; Magnoliopsida; Fagales; Juglandaceae
Product: 40S ribosomal protein S18-like
Exons: 4
Coding region: 161-619 (152 amino acids)
Biological process (GO): translation
Cellular component (GO): ribosome; cytosol; small ribosomal subunit
Molecular function (GO): RNA binding; structural constituent of ribosome
Source: RefSeq, a predicted model, not a curated record